Morchella sextelata is the source of this 816-nucleotide messenger RNA. RefSeq lists its product as uncharacterized. Lineage: Eukaryota; Fungi; Ascomycota; Pezizomycetes; Pezizales; Morchellaceae. Bases 1 to 816 code for a protein of 271 amino acids. The record is from RefSeq and is a predicted model, not a curated record. The transcript has 4 exons.
AUGUUUCCCGCCUCCUUUUCCGAACCCGGACCUGCACCCCCCGCGCGCCGCGACUCCAACACGCCCUCCUACCAGCAGCAGCUCCUCCUCGCGCAGCAGCAGCAGGUCGCGGCUCAACAACAGCAACAGCAGCAACAGCAGGCGGCACAACAACAACAACAACAACAACAACAGCAACAACAGGGUAUGGUAAACAUGUUCCCGACACAGGCGGGGCACCAGCUGGACCUCAACCACCUGUGGCAGCAGGUCCAGGAGCUGAGCGCGAUUCUGGCCGCGAACAGAGAGAGCACGCAGGGGCUGGUGAGGAGGGCGGACGAGAUUCGGAAUAGACCGGAUUUGGUGAAUGUGGCCGGAGGAGCAGUCAAUGGGGUCAAUGGGGUGGUGGUGAAUGGAACAACACAAGCAGCAGAUCUCGAAGCCACCAACCAAACCCUCCGCACCGAGAACGCCGAGCUCCGCGCCGAGAACGAGGACCUCUCGCUGCUGGCCCAGGACUACGAGAGCGUGCUUGAAAAGGUUCUCGAAGGCCUUCGAGUCUACGCCCGCGACCACGCCGCAUCAACAAUCAACAUCCACCAGACAUACACGAACCAGCUCAACUCGGAGCGGGCCCAGAAUGCACAGCUGCGGCAGCAGGAGACGGAUAAUCAGAUGCGCCUGGCAACGAUAAGUAAGCUCCUGAGGGAGGCUUAUCGGGACGAGGGCGGGGAAGGGUUGGAGGUGGUGGUGGAGGCCCUGAAGGUCGAGAAUAGGGUGUUGAGAGAGGCGCUGGGAUUGCCUGUUGAGGAUGGGGAGGAGGGUCUUAGCCUGUAG